GUUCUCUAAUGAUCUUGCUUCACCAUGGCUACAAAUAUGGAGGGGCUGGUUCAGCACAGAGUGGGGACCCAGCAGGUGGCUGAGGUAACACGUACACAGACCUCUCGGCCGGAAUCUCCAGGGAUGACCAGCCCCUCCCCACGCAUCCAGAUAAUCUCCACCGACUCUGCUGUAGCCUCACCUCAGCGCAUUCAGGGCUCUGAACCUGCCUCUGGCCCAUUGAGUGUUUUCACCUCUUUGAACAAAGAGAAGAUUGUCACAGACCAGCAGACAGGACAGAAGAUCCAGAUAGUCACCGCAGUGGACGCCUCCGGAUCCCCUAAACAGCAGUUCAUCCUGACCAGCCCAGAUGGAGCUGGAACUGGGAAGGUGAUCCUGGCUUCCCCAGAGACAUCCAGCGCCAAGCAACUCAUAUUUACCACCUCAGACAACCUCGUCCCUGGCAGGAUCCAGAUUGUCACGGAUUCUGCCUCUGUGGAGCGUUUACUGGGGAAGACGGACGUCCAGCGGCCCCAGGUGGUAGAGUACUGUGUGGUCUGUGGCGACAAAGCCUCCGGCCGUCACUAUGGGGCUGUCAGUUGUGAAGGUUGCAAAGGUUUCUUCAAAAGGAGCGUGAGGAAAAAUUUGACCUACAGCUGUCGGAGCAACCAAGACUGCAUCAUCAAUAAACAUCACCGGAACCGCUGUCAGUUUUGCCGGCUGAAAAAAUGCUUAGAGAUGGGCAUGAAAAUGGAAUCCGUACAGAGUGAACGGAAGCCCUUUGAUGUGCAACGGGAGAAACCAAGCAAUUGUGCUGCUUCAACUGAGAAAAUCUAUAUCCGGAAAGACCUGAGAAGUCCCCUGAUAGCCACUCCCACGUUUGUGGCAGACAAAGACGGAGCGAGACAAACAGGUCUUCUUGAUCCAGGAAUGCUUGUGAACAUCCAGCAGCCUUUGAUACGUGAGGAUGGUACAGUUCUUCUGGCCACGGAUUCCAAGGCUGAAACAAGCCAGGGAGCUCUGGGCACACUGGCAAAUGUAGUGACCUCGCUUGCCAACCUAAGUGAAUCUUUGAACAACGGUGACACUUCAGAAAUCCAACCAGAGGACCAGUCUGCAAGUGAGAUUACUCGGGCAUUUGAUACCUUAGCUAAAGCACUUAAUACCACAGACAGCUCCUCCUCUCCAAGCCUGGCAGAUGGGAUAGACACCAGUGGAGGAGGAAGCAUCCACGUCAUCAGCCGAGACCAGUCGACACCCAUCAUUGAGGUUGAAGGCCCCCUCCUUUCAGACACACACGUCACAUUUAAGCUAACAAUGCCCAGCCCAAUGCCAGAGUACCUCAACGUGCACUACAUCUGUGAGUCUGCAUCCCGUCUGCUUUUCCUCUCAAUGCACUGGGCUCGGUCAAUCCCCGCCUUUCAGGCACUUGGGCAGGACUGCAACACCAGCCUGGUGCGGGCCUGCUGGAAUGAGCUCUUCACCCUCGGCCUGGCCCAGUGUGCCCAGGUCAUGAGUCUCUCCACCAUCCUGGCUGCCAUCGUCAACCACCUGCAGAACAGCAUCCAGGAAGAUAAACUUUCUGGUGACCGGAUAAAGCAAGUCAUGGAGCACAUCUGGAAGCUGCAGGAGUUCUGUAACAGCAUGGCGAAGCUGGAUAUAGAUGGCUAUGAGUAUGCAUACCUUAAAGCUAUAGUUCUCUUUAGCCCCGAUCAUCCAGGUUUGACCAGCACAAGCCAGAUUGAAAAAUUCCAAGAAAAGGCACAGAUGGAGUUGCAGGACUAUGUUCAGAAAACCUACUCGGAAGACACCUACCGAUUGGCCCGGAUCCUCGUUCGCCUGCCGGCACUCAGGCUGAUGAGCUCCAACAUAACAGAAGAACUUUUUUUUACUGGCCUCAUUGGCAAUGUUUCGAUAGACAGCAUAAUCCCCUACAUCCUCAAGAUGGAGACAGCAGAGUAUAAUGGCCAGAUCACCGGAGCCAGUCUAUAGUACACACCACACAUCUGCCAAGGAGCAACAGAAUCCUACCGGGACCGUUCACAUACAAAGAAAAGAAAAGUAGUGGUAUUUUGGUAUGUGCAAAUAUUUCCAUAUGUUAGCCGUUUCCUGUCUGGUUUCUUCUUAUCUGUUAAUCCCAGACAAUGGCAAUGAAAAGACUAGUAGGAUCCUUUCCUGACAUAAGAAAUGUUUUAAUGCCUUUUGAUGAAGCAGCAGAUUUUGGAGCAAUCUUUUAACUCAAUUUGUAUUUAGAAAUUCUCAAAGGGCAAAAAACAAAAAAAAAAAGGUUUUAUAACGUCAGAGACUAGUAUUAAAGAAAACUGAAAGAACCU
This is a messenger RNA of Mandrillus leucophaeus (drill), 2312 nucleotides long. It is a transcript of the gene NR2C2, whose product is annotated as nuclear receptor subfamily 2, group C, member 2. The record is from RefSeq and is a predicted model, not a curated record. The transcript has 15 exons. NCBI's taxonomy places the organism in Eukaryota, Metazoa, Chordata, Mammalia, Primates, Cercopithecidae. Bases 25 to 1971 code for a protein of 648 amino acids. Gene Ontology annotation, biological process: cell differentiation; anatomical structure development; positive regulation of embryonic development. Gene Ontology annotation, molecular function: zinc ion binding; RNA polymerase II cis-regulatory region sequence-specific DNA binding; nuclear receptor activity.